GUUAACCUUUUUUUUAUUUUAUUUUUCCCAGCAAGCCUUGUUGCACGCAAUUCUCUUCCUGCAUCAUCUACAAAGCCUAUUAGCUAUCCAUCUCGAGUUUACUGAUACGCCUUCAAGUCCCCAAGGCCAAGCAAGGCAGCCAUGCUGUCCGACGAGGACGAUCCGAUGGAGAAGAUCACCGAUCUGUUGGCCUGGGGCAACGAUGUUGAGAUUGUAGAGCUCGACAAAUCUGGCCACCCGCAGCAGCAAUGGCUUCAUGCCCACGACGGCCACAUCCUGCCUAUUCAACUCAAAAAGAAGUCCAACAGCCUGUUCUUUCGCUCUCUUCGAGAAUGGCGCAAGGCAAUGCUUGACUCGUUCCUCCCAGUCGGGUUCCCACACUCCGUCUCAAAGGAUUACCUCGCAUAUCAAAUGUUCGAUUCUCUCCAGGCCUUCUUCUCAACCAUCAGCUCGCUCCUUGCCAAUCGUGCCCUGCUUCAAGGCCUGGGAGUAGGCGAUGCUUCGUCUUCUGCUACCUUUGCCCUCCUUCUCACAAUUAUGAAGGAUGCCAUGUCUCGUAUUGCCACCAUCGUCUUCGCCCACCGCUUUGGACUUCGCAUCGAGCCGGAUGCCAAGCGCUACCGUUUUCUGGCAGAUGUCUUCAACGAUAGCGCCUUCUUCUUGGAGCUGUACAGUCCAUAUUUUGGCUCUUGGGGCAAAGUCGUCGCGCUCAGCACAGGUCAAGCGCUCAGGGCCUUAUGUGGUGUUUCUGCCAGUGCAAGCAAAGCCGCUCUAAGUGUUCACUUUGCAAAACAUGACAAUCUCGCAGAGCUCAACGCAAAGGAAGCCAGCCAGGAGACAGCCGUGGGAUUGAUAGGUCUGCUUGUGGGAACGCUGGUUGUCAAGAUGAUUGAAGAUCACUCCAGCGUCGUUAUCUUGAUGAUUCUCCUCGUCAUGGCCCAUCUCGUGACGAAUUAUCUCGGCGUAUGCAGUGUCUGUAUGGCAACACUGAAUCGCCAACGUGCUACAAUCCUGUUUGAAGAAUACCUUCGAAGCGGCACAAUACUGUCUCCCGAGCAAGUUGCCAAAAGAGAAAACGUCAUCUUUUGGAGUCCUAUCAUGCGCAAUCUUCAUGGAAAGAAAGUAGUUCAUGUCGAAUUUGCCGAGAGCUAUGGCCACGCGAUGAGCUGCUCCGAUCCGCACGACAAGCUCAUCAUCGUCGACGGCAUCAAUCAUACCCGGUUUAUCUGUUCUCGUGUCCCUGGUCGCCUCACUCCCAUCAAGCUCCUUCUGUGGGUGGGUGCCCAACCUAUCGAUGCUAUCCGAGCAUGGUUUGCCGCCAUGGAAGUGGCAUGGAUGAUGGGCGAUAAUGGCGCAUACACACAGAAACUGGACCAAAUAUUCUGCGACGCCGGGGUCGAAGGCAAUGGCAGGAAGUUUAGCAUCGCGGGCAGGGACAGGGACAGUGACUUUGUGCCGCGCUUCAACCGUCCCGACCUCUGGGCCAAGUUGGCAGAGCAAGGCUGGGAUUUUGAGACACAGGCUUUGGAGACAAAAGCCCCUGUGCGCUUGCAGAUUCGGCGUACGCGUGCAAAGAAUGCUUAAAUGGUUUCUGCUGCUAGGAAAAGUGCGAUGAUGGACAAGCUGAAGGGAAGACCUUUUCUUGCUAUUCGCCGGAUAUGGCUGGUACUGUAUUAUACAGAUUAAACGAAGAUAGGACCAUAACGAAGAAACGACAUGACGCAUUGACG
Molecule: messenger RNA, 1730 nt
Organism: Trichoderma asperellum CBS 433.97
Lineage: Eukaryota; Fungi; Ascomycota; Sordariomycetes; Hypocreales; Hypocreaceae
Source: RefSeq, a predicted model, not a curated record